Molecule: messenger RNA, 572 nt
Organism: Cyanistes caeruleus (blue tit)
Lineage: Eukaryota; Metazoa; Chordata; Aves; Passeriformes; Paridae
Source: RefSeq, a predicted model, not a curated record
GAAGUCGAAGCUUUAGUUCUGGAACUUGAAGAGCUGAAGCAAGAGCAGGCCUCCUAUAAACAACAGAUAACAGCUGCAGAGGAAGCAAUCAAAUCCUACCAGGAUCAAGUUGAGGCUAUGGUGGCUGAAGUGGCUACAGCAGAGGAAUCUGUAGAGAGAGCACAGAAGGAGCUUGCCAAGCAGAAGGAAAUAAUUGCAUUACAUGAUGAUGCAAUUAAAGACAAAUGUGCAGAGAUGAUAAACUACAGAGAACAAAAUAAUGAAUUACAGCUUAAGGUUAAAGAAUUGGACCAUGGCAUCACCAAAUGUCAACAAGAGGCUGCUGAUGCUGCUGCCAAGGUGGUCAAAAUGCUGAAAGAGUACAAGUGGAUAGCUUCAGAAAAAACACUCUUUGGCCAGCCAAACACAGCCUAUGAUUUCAAAAGUAGCAACCCUAAAGAAGCAAGUCAGAAGCUGCAAAAAUUGCAGGAGCAUAAAGAGAAGUUGGGAAGGAAUGUGAACACGAGGGCUAUGAACAUGCUUUCUGAUGCAGAGGAAAGGGUAAACAUUCUGUGAUUUAAUCUGUAAAGAUU